AUUAAUUGGGAAAACCAAUGGCAGGCCCUCAGUGCUGCUCCAACCCGCCCACCCUGGACCCCAGCGCCGGCGCCGGCCAUGUUGUCCAUCUCGGUGGCCUCAGCACCUACGUCGCUGGCUCCCCCGAAUCCAAGCUCGCCGUCCUUUUCCUCUCUGACAUCUUUGGUUAUGAAGCUCCAAACUUGAGGAAGAUUGCAGACGAGGCUGCAGCUGCUGGAUUUUAUGCAGUGCUUCCUGACUUUAUGCAUGGAGAUCCCUUUGCGUUUGACAAACCUGAUAGGCCUCUACCAGUUUGGUUGAAGGAUCAUUCAACGGACAAGGGAUUUGAGGAGGCAAAGACAAUAAUAGAAGCAAUAAAAAGUCAAGGUGUUUCUGCAGUUGGGGCUGUAGGCUAUUGCUGGGGUGGCAAGGUUGUAGCUGAGCUCUCAAAGCAUGAGCAGCUUAUCAAGGCUGGUGUGUCAUUACAUCCUGCUUGGGUAACCGUGGAUGAUAUCAAAGAGGCUAAGGUUCCUACUGCAAUUCUAGGAGCUGAGAUUGAUGAUUUGGCUCCACCAGAACUCUUGAAACAGUUUGAAGAGAUCUUAAAUGCUAAACCAGGGGUGGCUUCGUAUGUUAAGGUAUUUCCGAAAACCGAACAUGGGUGGACCAUUAGGUACAAUGUUGAGGAUGAGGGAGCUGUGAAGUCUGCUGAAGAGGCCAGUCAGAUUCUGUUAGACUGGUGUGUUAAGUAUGUUAAGUAAGAAUUGUCAAGUUAAUUAAAUACUUGUGUGUUACGCCUUGGUUUUAUAUUAUUAUAUGGAACCAAUCAAAUGCUAGUUUUUCCAAGUGGUUGACUAGCAUGUAAGAUUUGAAUACAUUGGUUAUGAAUAAUGGGUGAAACUUGCAUGCUUUAUCUCUAAGUGUACGUUUGAGAGAAAGAGAGGUGUUUGGGUGCUUGGCAAGAUCAUUAAUUCGUCAAUGCUAGUUUUUACAAGUGGUUGACUA
This is a messenger RNA of Corylus avellana, 984 nucleotides long. Its product is annotated as endo-1,3;1,4-beta-D-glucanase. The record is from RefSeq and is a predicted model, not a curated record. Lineage: Eukaryota; Viridiplantae; Streptophyta; Magnoliopsida; Fagales; Betulaceae. Gene Ontology annotation, molecular function: hydrolase activity.